Messenger RNA from Penicillium paradoxum, 2346 nucleotides. RefSeq lists its product as uncharacterized. NCBI's taxonomy places the organism in Eukaryota, Fungi, Ascomycota, Eurotiomycetes, Eurotiales, Aspergillaceae. The record is from RefSeq and is a predicted model, not a curated record. Gene Ontology annotation, molecular function: beta-glucosidase activity. Gene Ontology annotation, biological process: glucan catabolic process. The transcript has 11 exons. The coding region runs from base 1 to 2346 and encodes 781 amino acids.
AUGGUGGCCAAUCUACUUUCCAAUGGGCUGCUGCUGGUGCAGCUCUUUGCUGCCCUGGCUCUGGGAAAGCCGAGCCCUAUUCCCCUCUACAAGGAUGCUCAUGCCCCCGUGGACAAGCGAGUGAAGGACUUGCUGAAACGGAUGACUAUUGAGGAUAAGAUGUCUCAAUUGAUCCAAGGUGAUGUUACCAAUUGGAUGAAUCAGACCUCGGGCGAGUUCAACUACACUGGCCUGGUGACCAACAUGGAGCUGAAGGCAGGCAUGUUCUAUGUUGGAUAUCCUGUUGCUUGGGACUGGAUCUCGGACAACAUCAAGAGGGCCCAGGACUACCUCGUUCACAACACUACUCUGGGAAUUCCAGCAAUUGUUCAGACUGAGGGUAUCCACGGAUUCUUGAUUGGCAAUGCUACAAUUUUCAACUCGCCCAUUGCGUAUGGAUGCUCCUGGAAUAUGGAUCUCAUCGAAAAGAUGGCAGAAAUCAUCGGACAAGAGGCCAAAACUUUGGGUGUCAACCAGCUCUUCGCGCCUGUUGUUGAUCUUGCCCGCGAGCUUCGAUUUGGUCGGGUCGAGGAAAGCUUCUCCGAAGACCCCUACCUCACUGGCGAGAUUGGUUACCGCUACGUCAAGGGAGUCCAGAGCAAGAAAGUCUCGUCCAUGGUCAAGCACUUUACAGGCUUCAGCGCUCCCGAGCAGGGACUCAACACUGGCCCGGUUCACGGUGGCGAGCGAGAGCUACGCACAACGUGGCUGCCCCCCUUCCACCGCGCUAUCAUCGAUGGCGGUGCCUGGUCCAUUAUGGCUGCGUACAACUCCUACGACGGCAUUCCCGCAGUCUCCGAUUACCACACUCUCACUGAGAUCCUAAGGGAAGAGUGGGGAUAUGACUACUUUGUCAUGACAGAUGCAGGUGGUAGUGACCGAAUCUGCGCCUACUUCAAGCUGUGCGAGAGCGACCCUAUCGACAAGGAAGCAGUUACCACGCAGCUGCUGAAUGCCGGAACCGAUGUUGAGAUGGGUGGCGGUUCAUUCAACUUCGAGAAGAUUCCCGAGCUUGUCAAGGCUGGCAAGCUUGAUAUCUCGGUCGUGGACACUGCUGUCUCCAGACUCCUCCGUGCUAAGUUUGAGAUGGGUCUCUUCGAGAACCCGUACCCUGCUGCACCUGAGGACCAAUGGCACAAGCUCAUCAACAGCCCCGAGGCUGUGAAGAUUGCACGCGAUCUGGAUAAGGAGUCCAUCGUUCUGCUGGAGAACCACGAUGAUGUUCUGCCUCUGAAGAAGUCCGGUGAUAUUGCUGUCAUCGGACCUAUGGCUGGGGGCCUCAUGAACUACGGUGAUUAUGUUGUCUACAGGAGUCAAUACCGUGGUGUCACUCCCCUCGAGGGAAUCAAGGCUGCAGUCGGCGACAAGGCUCAGGUCCACUAUGCCCAAGGAUGUGAGCGCUGGAGCACUGAUCAGUCAGGUUUUGAUGAGGCAAUUGAGGCUGCAAAGAAGUCCGACGUCGCUGUCGUUGUUGUUGGAACCUGGUCGCGUGAUCAGGGCGAGCUCUGGACCGGACUGAACGCAACAACCGGCGAGCACGUUGAUGUUGACGAUCUGUCUCUUGUCGGUGCCCAAGGACCUCUGAUCAAGGCUAUUGCCGACACUGGAGUGCCAACAAUUGUCGUCCUGUCCAGCGGCAAGCCCGUUACCGACACUUGGAUCUCCAACUCGACCGCCGCUCUCGUUCAGCAGUUCUACCCCUCCGAGCAAGGUGGUAACGCCCUUGCUGACGUUCUGUUUGGUGACUACAACCCCUCCGGCAAGCUGUCCGUCAGCUUCCCUCGCUACGUGGGCGAUCUCCCCAUCUUCUACGAUUAUCUCAACUCCGGACGCUCCAUCGGCGACAGUGGCAAGAAGUACGACAAUGGUACUCUUGUCUACGGUCACCAGUACGUUCUCGGUGAUCCCAGCCCGUGGUAUCCCUUCGGUUACGGCAAGAGUUACUCGAACUUCAAGUAUGGAGCUGUCAAGGUCGACAAGAGCACUAUCUCUGCAUCUGAGCAGACUGUUACUGUGAGCGUCGAUGUGACCAACACUCAUGCUACCCGUGAGGGUACCGAGGUUGUGCAGGUCUACAUCCAGGAUGACAUUGCUUCCGUGGUUGUUCCCAAUCGUCAGCUCAAGGGCUUCAACAAGGUUGUUAUUCCUGCUGGAAAAACCAAGACUGUCCAGAUUCCUAUCAAGGUCAAGGAGAUUGGCGUUUGGAACACCCGCAUGAAGUAUGUUGUUGAGCCUGGUCAGUUCACUGUUCUGGUGGGUAGCAGCUCUGAAGAUAUUCGGGGUAAUACUACUUUCACUGUUCGGUGA